CAAUCCAAUUAUCACGAGAUAUAUUUUUAUGCCGAACAAUAAAUAAAGUCAGUUGAUUUUUAUAAGUUCCUUACUCUUUUGUAUGCAGAGCAUAACACCGCGCAACACUAGGUUUUUUUGUAGACUCAAUUACCUAGUGACCAAUAAAAGUAUACAUGGAACAAAACGCAGUGAACUUUGAAAAUGGUGAGAACCCAGGCUUUGACCCCUCGCCCGAAAAGGGUUUAGAUCCACCUCCAAACAAAGUAGAUCCUUCUUUGACGACACCAAGUAAAAACAAGAAUGACAAACGAGCCGAACGGCCAAAAUGGGACAACCAAUGGGAAUUCCUCAUGUCGUGCAUCGCCACGUCGGUGGGGCUCGGCAACGUCUGGCGAUUCCCGUUCAUCGCCUACCAGAAUGGUGGCGGGGCCUUCCUCAUUCCUUACAUCAUCGUCCUUCUAGUCAUAGGCAAACCCAUGUAUUACCUCGAAACAGUAUUAGGACAAUUUAGUAGCAGUAACUGCGUAAGGAUCUGGAAGUUAUCACCCGCUAUGAAAGGAACGGGCUACGCGCAAGCGCUAGGUGCAGUUUAUAUAUUAUCCUACUACGUAUCUAUCAUCGCUCUUUGCUUAUACUACUUUGCGAUGAGUUUCAACGCCACACUGCCAUGGUCUGUAUGUAAAGAAGAAUGGAUCGCAGAGUUCAAUUGCGUGCCUUCGGGAGAGUCAGCUGAUUCAGACAGCAAUGAAACGUUCGUCAAAAGCGCGGAACUGUAUUUCACGCAAACGGUGCUUCGUCAAUCAGACGGCAUACACGACGGAAUUGGUGCACCUAUAUGGGACCUCACUUUGUGCUUAUUGGCUUCUUGGCUUAUAAUUUUCUUCAUCGUUGCGCGUGGAGUCAAAAGUUCUGGAAAAGCUGCUUAUUUCCUAGCUCUCUUCCCUUACGUAGUGCUCAUUAUUUUGUUAAUUAGGGCCGUUACAUUAGAGGGAGCUGGCAAGGGGAUUUUGUUUUUCUUGACUCCAGAAUGGAACAAAAUUUUAGAAGUUAAUGUUUGGUACUCUGCUGUCACACAAGUAUUCUUCUCGUUGUCCGUAUGCUCGGGCGCGCUCGUUAUGUUUUCCUCCUACAAUGGGUUCCGGCAAAAUGUUUACAGAGAUUCAAUGAUUGUGACAACAUUGGAUACGUUCACAAGUCUCAUAUCGGGAAUAACGAUAUUCGGCAUCAUGGGCAACUUGGCGCACCAGCUUAACGAGGAAGAUAUCAGGAACGUGAUCGGCGCCGGUGGCUCCAGCCUCGCCUUCAUCUCUUAUCCUGAUGCCAUCGCUCAGUCACCAUUUGUACCUCAGCUGUUCUCAGUCCUGUUCUUCCUUAUGAUGGGUGUGCUGGGCGUAGGGUCGGGGGUGGCCCUGCUCUCCACCGUGAACACUAUCCUGCUGGACGCCUUCCCUAACGUUCGCACUAUCUACAUGUCGAGUUUAGCAUGCACUGUUGGAUUCCUCGUUGGACUGGUCUAUGUCACUCCUGGCGGCCAAUACAUCCUGGAGUUGGUAGAUCACUACGGUGGAACAUUUAUGCGAUUGUUUGCGGCUAUAGUUGAGACUAUCGGCGUAUUCUGGAUCUAUGGAUUGGAGAACCUGUGUCUUGAUAUAGAAUUUAUGUUGGGCAUCAAGACAUCGUUCUACUGGCGUAUCUGCUGGUCCAUCGUUACGCCGGCCAUCAUGAUCGUCGUGUUCAUGUACGCCAUGAUCACUACCACCACGCUUCUCUACGGUGACUACGAGUAUCCCCAAGUAGCAUAUAUUGCUGGCGAUUUACUACAAUACGUGGGAAUGGCGUUGAUUCCUAUAUUUAUAAUUGUGGCUCUAGUGAAAUACAGAUCUAAUAGUUGUACUGAGACUGUGAAAACAGCGUUUAGAAAGAAAGAUGAUUACGGUCCCAGCGAUGAGACAUUACGGGAAGAAUGGCUGAUCUUCCGACGGAAUGCGAAAUACGACAGGGAAAUAAAGCGAAAGAAUUGGUUCCACCACAUCGGACUCUCUCUAAUCGGAGGCUACCGUUGGAAAUCGUAAAACUCUACUAUACUUAUUCUUAUCACAAUGUGUCUUUAGAUUCUAUUUAUUGUUUUAAUUUUGUAUUUGUCUAAUAAGGAUUGAGACAAUUUCCUUAAGAAAUAGGACUUUAAAAAAUAAUUUGUUUAGUAGUUACCUACACGAAGGUGUGAGAACGAAGACCGAUUUUUAAUAAGCUUGUUUCAGAGAAAAGUUCACUGAAAAGUAUAUGUAUAUUUUUUGUAAGUUCUUACUCAAUAAAUGUAACAUUGUUUUUG
This is a messenger RNA of Amyelois transitella, 2311 nucleotides long. RefSeq names its product sodium-dependent nutrient amino acid transporter 1 (gene +nsd-2). The coding region runs from base 156 to 2054 and encodes 632 amino acids. The record is from RefSeq and is a predicted model, not a curated record. The transcript is spliced from 14 exons. Gene Ontology annotation, biological process: sodium ion transmembrane transport. Lineage: Eukaryota; Metazoa; Arthropoda; Insecta; Lepidoptera; Pyralidae. Gene Ontology annotation, molecular function: L-amino acid transmembrane transporter activity. Gene Ontology annotation, cellular component: membrane.